Molecule: messenger RNA, 1044 nt
Organism: Centruroides sculpturatus (bark scorpion)
Lineage: Eukaryota; Metazoa; Arthropoda; Arachnida; Scorpiones; Buthidae
Exons: 2
Coding region: 127-780 (217 amino acids)
Source: RefSeq, a predicted model, not a curated record
CUUAGAUUUAUAUCGAAUUUGUACUUUCUUUUCUUCUAACUUCCUCUGCUUAGAGCAACUAUAAAUAAGGGAAAGCCGCAUUGCUUCGAAUCAUCUGUCAUAAGAAAGACGCUUUAACAUUCGAAGAUGAAGCUCUUAAAAAUUUCAUAUUUUAUUUCCUUCUUACUAGCAAUUACAGCAUUUUCAUUUGCAGAAAACAAUAUUGACAGAGCAAAUGAAAAUAUGGAUGAGCUGUUGAAAGAACUGGCAUUCGAUCCUCUGAUUACGAAGAAAUUGGAACCCCUGCAUGUUGCUAAUAUUCAAAACGGAUAUUUUGAAGGAAGAAACAUAUAUUUUCGAGGAUUAUCGGAUCUCCACAGAUUAGACAAUGCCAUAAUUAAACCAAGACUGAAUAAAACAUAUAUAUUUUAUAAACUGGAAGCGUCUAAUAUUCGAUUUAAUAUGGACUUCAGAGUAAAGAUACCACUGACACCAGUUUGGAUCCAUGGUAAGUCGGAAGGAAAGUUGGAUCAUGUAAAAUUAAACCUCAUAAUUAAAAUUUUACCGCAAGAACAAUUAAUAAAUUUGUAUGAAUUUAAAAUAACACAUUACGGUAACUUCAAAGUUACGCGAUUCUCGGGAGUAACAAUUUUUUUCAACUGGACAUUUAAGAUUAUAGCCGACGAAAUAUUGAAGUGCUCUAAAGAUGCGUUGAGAGAAGGUUUAAAAAAUGGCGUAUCAGAAAUACUUGAAGAACACAUAAAAGAAAAUAAAAAUGAGUUUUUGUCUGCAAUUUUAUAGAUUUAAAACUUUUGUUAAAAAGGGUAAAGUAAAUCUGAAUUGGUUUAUCAUACCCGCUUGUUAACCUUUGUUAUUGCUUGAUUGCAUACAACUCUGUAUUAAUGUUACCAGUAAAUACAGUAAAUUGUUAUUAAAACCGCUUAAUUUUGUAUUUAAAAUAAAUAAAGUGCACAUGAAAAUGAAUAUAUGCAGUUAUUUUUUAAAUAUUUAUUUUUUUUUCGGGUUAAUACCGAAGAUCCUCGCUUUACGACCGUUUUUGAAGAU